This is a messenger RNA of Psammomys obesus (fat sand rat), 940 nucleotides long. Its product is annotated as MICOS complex subunit Mic27-like. The record is from RefSeq and is a predicted model, not a curated record. Gene Ontology annotation, cellular component: MICOS complex. NCBI's taxonomy places the organism in Eukaryota, Metazoa, Chordata, Mammalia, Rodentia, Muridae. Gene Ontology annotation, biological process: cristae formation. The transcript has a single exon.
GAGAGUCCUAGGUAUGGCGGCCUUUAUGAUGGGAAAGUUGACAACCAUGCCUGCAGGUCUGAUAUAUGCAUCUAUAAAUCUACAUCUGGCCAAAGAAGAGGAACCCAAAAAGCAGCUAGUGAGACCAGACCAGCUUUCAAUAUAUACUGCACCACCUCUCCAUUCCAAAUAUGUUGAAGAACAACCAGGUUAUUUAAAAAUGGGCUUUGCAUCUAUCCGUACUACAACUCUUCGUUAUGUUGGCUGGUGCAAGUAUGUUUAUGUCUUUAUGAAGAAUGGGAUAAUGGAUACAGUACAGUUUGGAAAAGAUACAUAUAUCUAUCUGAAGAAUCCUCCUCAAGAUUUUCUGCCCAAAAUAGGAGUGAUUACAGCUUCAGGACUGGCAGGUUUGGUUUCAGCAAGAAGAGGUUCUAGGUUUCAGAAGAUUACUUAUCCUCUAGGGCUGGCCACAUGAGGAGCAGCUGUUUGCUCCCCAGCUCAGUCAGUAAUAACUGCAAAGAUAACUGGGAGAAACACAUAUGAUACAAGCCAACAAAUUUAUCAAGCCAUUAAGUCAUUGUGGACAAAAAGCAGUGAAAAACAAUCACUCCCUGAACCAAAAGAAGAAACUAAGGCAGGAAGGUCUGGUAAAAUACAUGCCCAAACGGUGUCUUUGCCAAAAGAAUUUGUUUCUGUGACAAAGAUGAAAUCAGAAUCUACCUCAGAUAAAACACAGUUUAUGCCUGACCCUAAGCUCAUGGAUCAUGGGCAGUCUCAUCCAAAGGAUAAAGAUAAGUACAGCACUAGAAACUGAAACAGAUUGAAGAGAGGGCCUGCAUAGAGCGCCGCAUGAUGUACCAAAUUCAAACAAUGGUGAAAAAUCAUGUAACGAAUGGGUAACUUACAGAGAUUGACUGUAAUUUUUCCCGUGACAUUUUCAAAUAAACAGUUUGGCUUAAAA